This is a messenger RNA of Melampsora larici-populina 98AG31, 396 nucleotides long. RefSeq lists its product as uncharacterized. Gene Ontology annotation, biological process: P450-containing electron transport chain; positive regulation of oxidoreductase activity. The transcript has 4 exons. The annotation marks the transcript as partial. NCBI's taxonomy places the organism in Eukaryota, Fungi, Basidiomycota, Pucciniomycetes, Pucciniales, Melampsoraceae. The record is from RefSeq and is a predicted model, not a curated record. Gene Ontology annotation, molecular function: 2 iron, 2 sulfur cluster binding. Gene Ontology annotation, cellular component: mitochondrion.
UUUUUUGUGGUUUUAGGUUUUCAACAUGGAGGAAAAGGUAGACCAGAGAAAGGAACUGGGAUUAAAGUGUUUUUUAAAAAUCAUAAAGGAGAAUUGAUUAGAGAAGUAGAAGGGAAUGUAGGUGAUGAUAUGGUAGAUUUAUCUUGGGAAUGGGAUUUAGAUAUCGAAGCUGCAUGUGAAAAAUCAAUUGCUUGUUCAACUUGUCAUUGUAUCUUUACACCAGAAGUGUAUAACCAAUUACCAGAACCAUCAGAAGAUGAAGAAGAUAUGUUAGAUUUAGCUUUCGGUUUAACUGAUACGUCUAGACUUGGAUGUCAGGUUAAACUUUCGAAAGAGAUGGAUGGAACUACUGUGACUUUACCUUCGGCUACUCGUAAUUUACGUGUAGAUGGUUAG